UUGUUACAUAUCUAAGUCACCUUCGACCUUGUGCAUAACAGCCUGCUCAGUGCUGGCCCUGGGCCUUCGUAUCGUCCUCUACUGAUCUGUAAUUUAUACGCGCUCCUCUUGCUCCUGUUGACUUGUAGUGAGAAAUGUUCGCAAGAAGGAGCCAAAAGGCAGUCGGGUUUGCAACAAGAAGAAUUGCAUCAAAGUCGAGACUUUACAGCGAUCGUGCAGCAGUAAACAGAGAUACCAAAUCUAUCGUCCAGAUUUCACGGUCCAACAUUUUUCGCUUUGGUGACCCAAACUUCGCGGCGCCGGUCUUCCGUGAUGUUGAGUGGACUAUCGACGAGGGUGAAAGCUGGGCUGUAAUAGGGACGGGAUCGAAGCAAAAAACAGCCCUUUUGCAGACACUCCUAGGUCACCUACGUAUAACUCCUCCUCCACCCUUACCUGGAGGACUAUUUCCUUUCCUCUCGGAUCCUCCACGCGACCCACACAACUGCGUGGCUCUUGUAUCAUUCGCGCAUCGGCCCCGUGCAGCAGGUGGUGCCUUCUAUGACUACACUUCUCGAUACGGCGCAGUAAGAGAAGAAGACCGUAUCACCCUUCGGGAAAGUAUGUUUGGAGAAUACGACUUUCUGAACAUCCAGCCGAAAGGUGGAAAGGUGAAAACUCCCGUUGAAAUUGCACAGGACGAAGCAAAGAAGGGCAUCUUUGAGGACCUAACUUCGAGACUAGGUCUUUCCUCUCUAUUGGAUUUGCCUUUAAUUGCUUUAUCAAAUGGCCAGACGCGUCGAGCACGCAUUGUGAAGGCUAUUUUGUCUGAACCAGAGCUCCUCGUACUUGACGAACCUUUGACCGGCCUUGACGUCAACACCCGCCCAGUCUUGUUGAAUGUUCUUCGGUCACUGCAUGAGUCUCGCAGUCCACGCAUUAUCAUGGGUCUCAGGAUGCAGGACCCUGUUCCUGACUGGAUUUCGCACAUUGCUCUAGUGACGGGCGAAACUAUCUUGACAGGUGUAAAGGAUGAAAUCAUGUCCAAGCACGCGGAACAUCACGCAAAGGAAGUUGAACAUAGAAUGGCAAGCACCACUCAGUCAUAUCUGCAGCCCGGCCUUGAUCAUGGAAAGCCUGUAGUCGACAUGCAGAACGUAAACGUAUCAUACGGCCCACGCAAGGUGCUCAAAAACAUCAAUUGGACCAUUCGUGAAGGCCAGCGCUGGCAUCUUCAAGGCGCAAAUGGUUCCGGGAAAACUACACUUAUUUCGCUUCUGACUGGCGACCACCCCCAGUCUUACACUCAGCGAGGUGAUUCGAACCUUGAGCUAUUCUCCCGACCUCGGCAGCGUAUCCCUACUCCACUCUUACGUUCGCUCAUUGGCGUCGUUUCACCAGAGCUUGCGAAUGCAUACCCGCGACGCGCUGGCGUUAGUGUGUUCGACGUCGUAGGCACAGGAUUUGACGGCGGUUUCGUCCCUGGUGGAAAGGACGGCGUAGGCGGGGGUCUAGAGGGCGCACUCAGCGACGAAGUCAGACAAUGGAGAGUGAAACGCGUACACGAGGUCCUCAACGGCCUCGGCCCGACUUCCUGGGAGACAGAAACUGGCAGUUUCGCCGCUGGCGACGAUCUGUUGGCACCGAACGAAGUAUUUUCGAAACGGGAAUUCGUGGAUCUCUCCGCAGGCGAACAGAGUAUCGUUCUGUUGAUGCGGGCACUUGUGAGCCGCCCCCAACUUGUUUUGCUGGACGAAGUCUGGAGUGGUAUGGACGAAAAUAUGGUUCGCGCUGCGAGGCGCUACCUUUGUGAGGGUGGUGUUGGGUCUGACCAAGCAGUGGUUGUUAUUAGCCACUGGGAGGAAGAGGUGCCUUGGACGGUGCGAGAUGGUUUGAGAAGAUUUAAAUUAGAUGAUGGGGAAGGACAAGAGUUCUAGAACUGUUCUCUGGAAAACCUGAGCGCGUUAGAGAUAGAAGGUAUUGUUUGCUUGAUCCUUUGAUAGACUACUCUAACUUCGAGGUCACCUGUAAAAUUCCCCUUUCCAAGUAGUGAAAUAUACCAGCCACUGGCAGCCAGGCUCAAGGCUUUACUAUAAGUCAACGUCACGUGUGACGCGCUGUCUACUGCUCGCUUGUAGUAGCGCUCACUAAGUCGAUUUAAUGGACCAAAUUCACCUUGCCAAGGGUAAAUGUCGUAAGUUACGCGCAGAUCUUUCCCUCAAAC
This is a messenger RNA of Suillus subalutaceus, 2203 nucleotides long. RefSeq names its product P-loop containing nucleoside triphosphate hydrolase protein. The record is from RefSeq and is a predicted model, not a curated record. Gene Ontology annotation, molecular function: ATP binding; ATP hydrolysis activity. The coding region runs from base 135 to 1916 and encodes 593 amino acids. The transcript has 6 exons. NCBI's taxonomy places the organism in Eukaryota, Fungi, Basidiomycota, Agaricomycetes, Boletales, Suillaceae.